AUGGCGGUCCAUCUCACCCCGCUGAAGCGCAGUCAGUUGCUCGACUUGGGGAGGCUGUUGGAGUCGGUGCUGCGUUCCUCCUGCUCCUCCCCGCUAGGUUCCUCACUUGGGGUGCUGAGUGGCGAUAAUAGCGCCGUCUCCAACGCGCAUGCUGGCGUGUCUGGGCACCCGUUUGCUUGUGGAGCGUUUUGUGACGUCUUCGAGGACCCCUCGACACGGCACGCCUGGCGUCUCUACGACAAAAUGCUCUAUCUUGUGUGGUGGUCGUACCGCCCGCCGUGUUGCACCGAGUGUGGAAUGCGAGACGCGUGGGUGCCUUCCGCAGACAGUGAGAUGAAGUGCUGGCACUGCGGAAGUGGGGCGGGAACGAGUUUCGUGAAGGACAUCGUGGAAGAUAUCCCGGCGUUGGAAAACGAGGACGGGGACGAGGAUGGCGAUAGUGACGGGGGUGAUGUGGCCGGCGAGGACGGUGCCAUGGCCACGGGCGGUGGUGCCGGUGGCGGAGGCCCUGUUGCAUCUUACAUGUUUUUUUACGAAUGGCUUUCCCGCAUGCAGUUGAUGGAGCGCGGGAGGGAAGUGGUGCUCCCCACCGGAGAAAACCUCGCCGCUGUACUGCGUGCCGCAUACGACUUGGCGUUGCUAUUUGUUGUGCCGGGGCUACCGAGUACCGGUGCCGCCGUGUUGCAGGGCGGGGCGUUGUACCUGAGCCUCGUGCUUCAUCGUUUUCCUGCACCGUUUCCGCUGUUUCGUUUAGCAGGCCGCGGCAACGUGGCAAACCAGCCCCAGGGUGGCCCUGCCGCCACGACGCUUUUGGAGUUGGCUGGGGAAGAGCAGCGGGGUGAGUUGCAGUGGGUCGACGUGGAGCUGCUCGGUGCGCUCAUCGGGGUCUCACUGUCUGACUUUUUUGAAUCCUCGCAGGUGGCUGUGCAGUACUUGCAGAAUGUCAUGACUGUAGCGGCGGCCUUUGCGGUGCCAAGUGUGCUGUGGCACCCGCAGCGUGUGGAAAGCAGAGCCGAGUACAUGAUGGCGCUGCGAGACAAACGGUCGUGUGCCACCCCGCUUCACUCUACGGCGGUGUCGAGCGGCCUUUCACCGGAGCACACAGCGAUGAUUGUCGCGUUGGAGCUUGCACGUGCGUUUGAUACCGAGCCGUGUAGUUCCGUUGAACACUGCGAACGCAUCGGGGCAUGGCUGGAUCGCCACGGCUUGUACCCACAGCGCCAGGCCUACCAAACCCGGAGCCGUUCCAAGCAGGAUAAUAGUAAUGAUAAUAAUAAUAAUAAUAGCCACGCCCCGCAGCAUUGUCACAGUGCCCAGCCGUCGCUGGUGAAUGGAGGGGCGUCCGACAAGCCGCAUGCAACGCGCGCAGUGGCCGCCACCGAGGACACGGCGUGGUGGGUGUCACCGAUCACCACCGAUGUCUCCCCGUUCGCUGGGAGUAUGCAGGUGGUCUUAUUGUCGCCGUGCGCAAAUGCUCUGCUUUACGUGUUUGCGCGUGCCUUUUCCAUGUCGGCACUGGAGUUGGCAGAUAUGGCGGUGAGCAGUGGACUGUACCACGGGCCCACACGUUUCUUUGACACCCUGCGGCAGGCGGCACAGUCAGGGAACUAUACAGUUAUGCCGCUCUUCCGGCGACUCUCGCCCGUCACUUCUGUCUGGACGAGCGCCUACUUCGCACUGCAUUCUGAGGAUCGACUCCCGCUUUUGGCGGCUCUGCAACACAUACGCGCCGCCACAACGCGUGAGAAGGAGCUGCCUGUGGCACGUGUGGUGCAGCGCAUUCUACGCAAGCAUCAGGCGUCGCGGCAGUAUCAGUUUAACUACUCCAUACGUGUCACGGACGAUUCCGAGAAGCAGCCGUUUAAAGGAGUGUAUUUUCUUAGUUUUUUGACGGAGCGCUUUGCCGUCUACACCGGUGUCCGCUCGGCGCGGAAGACGGUGACCUUCGACGCGGCAACGGGAAAAAUCACCCUCUGCGUCAUUGGUGCGAAGGAGCAGCAAGUGGAGUCGCUUCACGUGGAGUUCAACGGCCCCAUCAUAGCCCACAUCGAGACGGAGAGUGCGAAGUGUGUCAUUGACUGCGUGCGUCAGUCGCUCAGUGCGGAGAGCUGGCAGGUGACGGUGCGUCAUUUGGACCGUUGCGGUCGGGUGCGGCGGCGCAUGCGGGUUCCGAUGCUUGCCUCACGUCUUGAUGCGUUGGCUUCGGUGCGGGAGGCGACCGCGAUGGCGUCCCACCCGAUUGCGAGCAACACCACGCUGCUGGGGUGGGGCGAGACGGAGGUCCUCUUCACAUCUUUGCCGUACGCCAACAACGUCGCGUAUGCCGUGGGACUUCGGCGGGAGUUGCAGCUAAAUCUCCUUUCGCUCCCGAAGCCGUCACUUGUGUUUGGGAUUUCGGAGAACCGCGUGAUCGCCAUGUACGCCUCUCUUGUGGCUCUGCUAGAGGGCAUUGAGCAGCGGCUUUCCCAGCCCUCAUCCGCUGGGGCCACCACGACAUGGGUAGAUGUUUUGCUGAGCGAAGAGGAGGAGUGGGAGUUGGAGGCGGUCCAUGCAGGCGGCAGACUUCGGCCCAGGGACCCGCCGCUCUCGCACGCUAAUAUCAGCAAUGCGGCCCCGGAGAGUUUCCUGCUCCCCCCUGCCUCCACAGCGGUGGUGGAACAGCAGCAGCAACAACAACAAAAUGGGACUUCGAAGCAAAUAUCAUCGCGCAGUCGAGAGAUGCGGUCAGUUCCGACUUACCAGGAGGUCUUGUUGGGGCUCACUCGACCCCAGCGGGGCGGCGGCGGCCGUGUGGUUCCAGGCUGCCGUGUGCGUCCGACGCCACACCGUGAACGACAGCAGCGCCGUGUAAUUCAGCAGCCGCAACAGUCCCAACGAUUCCGCGGGGAUGCGGGCGAUGGCGUGUGCCACGGCACCGCAGCAGCGUCCACGAGUCGGGGUUGCUCCUCUUUUAAUCUGUUCAGUGCUGAGGAGUGUCGAAGGCGGCUCUACCGCCUGCUUGAAUUUAUCGCAGUGUAUGUGGCGCAGCGGCAAAAGUGUGAGGGGUCCAACGCCGUCGUUCACACUGAAGCAGCAACAGGGAUGGGCAGUGGGGAAGCGAGUGUGACAGCCCGUCCCGUUGAUGCCGUGGCGGGCGUGAGAAGGGAGCCGGCGUCGCCGCGGCCGAGUCACACUCCGCAGCAGCCGUCGACGCCGCGUGAGAAACCAAUGUCGAGGCACAACACAUCACCCUCUCUAAAUGGCACUACCCCUUCGCUGAAGCCAAAACCGCCGCUGCACCAUGGUCCGCCUUCUGCCGCAAAGCCGCUUUCCUCGUCGCCCUUAGUGGAGGCCUCGCAGCCGCACCGUCAUCAACGUCGUCAGCGCCGCUCACGCUCCGAGGCUGGAGAGGGCAGCGAGGAUACGGACCAGGACGGACGCAGCCCGCUCGCCUCUGCUGCUGUGCAAGGCAGCGGCACCAUCGACAGAGCCCUGUGCCCGCGAAAGCGCAGUCGUCCACGCAACGAGGAGACGGGGCUGCAGCCACCGCCACCACCACGCUCCACCUCGCCAUCGGCAUCAUCUUCCCACUCGGGCCUUGACGGCUCCUCCUCGCGGACGGAGGGCAGUUCGGACCGACGGCCACAACCACGACGACGACGACGACGUCAACGAUACAUGUAG
This is a messenger RNA of Trypanosoma rangeli, 3663 nucleotides long. RefSeq lists its product as uncharacterized. The transcript has a single exon. Lineage: Eukaryota; Euglenozoa; Kinetoplastea; Trypanosomatida; Trypanosomatidae. Bases 1 to 3663 code for a protein of 1220 amino acids. The record is from RefSeq and is a predicted model, not a curated record.